Molecule: messenger RNA, 1166 nt
Organism: Drosophila obscura
Lineage: Eukaryota; Metazoa; Arthropoda; Insecta; Diptera; Drosophilidae
Product: hydroxysteroid dehydrogenase-like protein 2
Exons: 4
Coding region: 251-1111 (286 amino acids)
Cellular component (GO): mitochondrion
Source: RefSeq, a predicted model, not a curated record
AUAAAAUGUAAUCGCACAGAACAAGUCUCUGUCGUUGCUUGGGUGCGGGUGGAGCGGUGCCCGAUCUUUGAUCCCGGUAAAAGUGUAUUUAAAGCUUCGACUUGAGUGAAUCAACUUUUACCUUACCUAUGGAUUGACUGCGAUUAGGGUUGUCGUAAUCUUUCCUCACUAAACAUUCGUUUACCAGAAAUAUGUGCCAUUUCUUAGCUAGCCAUUGAAAGCACUCGACAGAGCCCGCAACAGCGCAAUCAUGAAGAACACUGGCAAGCUGAGGGGCAAAACCUUAUUCAUUACCGGCGCAUCCCGCGGCAUUGGCAAGGCGAUAGCCCUGAAGGCAGCUCGCGAUGGGGCGAAUAUAGUGAUCGCUGCCAAGACGGCGGAACCACACCCCAAGCUACCUGGAACCAUCUAUACGGCGGCUGAGGAGAUCGAGCGGGCUGGAGGCCGCGCGCUGGCCUGCAUUGUCGAUGUGCGCGAUGAGAAGCAAGUCCAGCAGGCUGUGGAGGCAGCGGUGGCCAAAUUCGGAGGCAUCGAUAUUGUCAUCAACAAUGCCAGUGCCAUAUCGCUAACCCCCACGCUCGACACGGACAUGAAGCGCUAUGACCUGAUGCAGAACAUCAACACUAGGGGGACGUUUCUAGUAUCGAAAAGCUGCCUGCCGUAUCUACUGAAAAGCGACAAUCCGCACAUACUGAACCUGUCGCCGCCGCUCAACAUGAAGCCCCAGUGGUUCGCCAAUCACGUCGCCUACACAAUCGCCAAAUACGGAAUGUCCAUGUGUGUUCUGGGAAUGUCGGAGGAGUUACGUGACCAAGGAGUGGCCGUAAAUGCUCUGUGGCCGCGCACAACGGUUCACACGGCAGCGGUGGAGAUGCUCAAUGGUCCAGAGGGGGCGUUGUAUUCCCGCAAGCCCGAAAUAAUGGCCGACGCUGCCUAUGCGAUUAUUAGUCGCGAUGCGAGGGACUACACCGGGCAGUUCUUCAUUGACGAUGAGGUUUUGCUGGAUGUUGGAGUGAAGGAUCUUGCCAAAUAUGCCUGCUAUCCGGAGAAUAUACAUAAGCUGGCUACGGAUAUUUUUUUGGACGAUACUGGACCUUUUGCUAAGUUGUAAAUUUGUGUUAUUUUAUUGAUUUAUACUGUAUGAAUAAAGGGAGGAUUUGGAAAAC